Messenger RNA from Cetraspora pellucida, 415 nucleotides. Lineage: Eukaryota; Fungi; Glomeromycota; Glomeromycetes; Diversisporales; Gigasporaceae. The record is from the annotation of a GenBank genome assembly.
AAUCUGAACGAAGCAAUCGCAGCAGCUAGACGAGUAGAAGCUGGUGAUUACUAUGGCCAACAGUCAGAAAUAAAACAACCACAAAAGAUAAAUGGCGAAUUAAAUGAUCUAAAAAGAAGGAUCGAUGAGAUGGCCAUAAAUUACGCCACCAUAGCGUUCUGUCAAUCCGAAAAAUCCAAGUAUUCAGUUGAAAACCAAAAGGAUACAAAAAGACUAGACAAAAGGCUGAAAAUUGUAAACUAUUGUGAAGUGAACGAAGAAAUAUUUACAAUAAGUAACGAGCCGGUGCCGCAAAAGAUAAUAAAACACCCUAAUAAACCAGAUUGGGGUACAAGGUUGAGAGAAAGAAAGUUACCUGACACUCAACAAGAAAAAGGAGAUCGAGAAAUAGAAAUAAUAAAAGAGAACUCCAUUG